AUGAGCAUGCUAAAAGCUAUUGGAAAGCAGCGCAGGUGCUUUGCAUCAUGUUCUGUUCAGAAUGCCGAGAAGAAACUGAACAAAUAUUCGUCUUUGAUCACCCAGCCCAAGUCUCAAGGUGCGUCUCAGGCCAUGUUGUACGCUACUGGUUUCGAGGAAGAAGACUUUAACAAGGCCCAAGUCGGUGUCGGGUCCGUUUGGUGGACCGGAAAUCCGUGCAACAUGCAUCUUUUGGAUUUGAAUCAUAGGUGUAGCGCCUCGGUGAACAAAGCCGGUUUAAAGGCAAUGCAAUUCAACACCAUCGGUGUUUCCGAUGGUAUUUCGAUGGGAACAACUGGUAUGAGAUACUCGUUGCAGAGUAGAGAGAUCAUUGCCGACUCAUUUGAGACCAUCAUGAUGGGUCAACAUUAUGAUGCCAACAUCGGUAUUCCUUCUUGUGACAAGAACAUGCCUGGUGUGUUGAUGGCUUUUGCCAGACAUAACAGACCCUCCAUUAUGGUCUAUGGUGGUACUAUCAUGGCAGGACAGUCGACUUGCGGAGGAGGGGCCCCAGAACCAAUCGAUGUUGUGACUGCAUUCCAGAGUUAUGGCCAGUUCAUUUCCAAGCAGAUAAGUGAAGAACAGAGAGAGGAUAUUGUUAGACACUCGUGUCCCGGCCCAGGAUCUUGUGGUGGUAUGUACACCGCCAACACCAUGGCAUCUGCUGCUGAGGUUAUGGGAAUCUCGCUGCCUUACUCGUCGUCUUAUCCUGCUGUUUCCAAAGAGAAGAUGACAGAAUGUGACAAUAUCGGCUAUGCGAUCAAGAACAUCAUGGAGCUGGACAUCAAGCCAAGAGAUAUCAUGACCCGCGAGGCUUUCAGAAAUGCAAUUACCUAUAUCAUUGCCACUGGAGGUUCUACCAACGCUGUUUUGCACCUGAUUGCUAUUGCACACUCUGCUGGAGUCAAGCUCUCCAUUCAGGACUUCCAGGACAUCUCCGACAAGACGCCGUUGCUUGCUGACUUCAGACCAUCCGGUAAGUACGUGAUGGCCGAUCUACAAAGAUAUGGUGGAACCCCAGCUGUGAUGAAGUACUUGCUGGAAGAAGGCAUGAUUGAAGGUGAUCUCAUCACCUGUACAGGUAAGACUGUUGCUGAGAACUUGAAGAACUUGCCUGGAUUGCCUGACGGCCAGGAUAUCGUGAGAAGCAUCUCGAAUCCUUUGAAGACCAGUGGACAUUUGCAAAUUCUGACCGGUUCUCUGGCUCCAGGUGGAGCCGUUGCUAAGAUCACCGGUAAGGAGGGAACCUACUUCAAGGGAACCGCACGUGUGUUUGACGAGGAGGAAGGAUUCAUCACUGCCUUGGAAAACGGUGAGAUCAAGAAGGGCGAGAAGACCGUUGUUGUGAUCAGAUACGAAGGUCCAAAGGGUGGUCCAGGUAUGCCCGAGAUGUUGAAGCCAUCCAGCGCUCUUAUGGGCUACGGUUUGGGUAAAGACUGUGCUUUGCUGACUGAUGGCAGAUUCUCCGGUGGAUCCCACGGAUUUUUGAUUGGUCACAUCGUUCCAGAGGCUGCUGAAGGUGGACCAAUUGGUCUUGUGCGUGAUGGUGAUGAGAUCAUCAUCGACUCUGACAACAACACUAUCGACUUGACUGUUAGUGAAGAAGAGCUUGCCAGGAGAAGAAGCGAAUGGGUUGCUCCUGCUCCAAGAUACACCAGAGGAACCUUGGCCAAGUACUCCAAGCUGGUCUCUGAUGCCUCGAGUGGAUGUGUUCUGGAUGCCUAA
Messenger RNA from Kuraishia capsulata CBS 1993, 1764 nucleotides. RefSeq lists its product as uncharacterized. The transcript has a single exon. Gene Ontology annotation, cellular component: mitochondrion. Gene Ontology annotation, molecular function: dihydroxy-acid dehydratase activity. The record is from RefSeq and is a predicted model, not a curated record. Gene Ontology annotation, biological process: branched-chain amino acid biosynthetic process. The coding region runs from base 1 to 1764 and encodes 587 amino acids. NCBI's taxonomy places the organism in Eukaryota, Fungi, Ascomycota, Pichiomycetes, Pichiales, Pichiaceae.